UGAAGUUUGUUCGAGUUUGUGAAGUCUACUACGGCUAUAUUGCGUAGCCAGCGUGGCUUCACCGCGCUUCGAUUUCGCGAGGAAAACCACGCCGCUUCACAACCCACCUACGAAGAUGUUUUAGAUAGACGUCUAAAUAAGCGUAUAAGAAAGCGCGUAAAACCAAUUUAUAACGGUGCACAAGCCACGCCACGUGCGGCGAGGCUAACGAAAGUACUUCCUUACCUGGAAAGUAGUCCUAGCAGAGCCUUUGGCUUGCUGUUGCUGUUUUUUGUUUCGUUGUUUGGUAUAGAGCUACCGCUUUCCGAGCUGGGCACCAUGGGAAAGGAUGAUCAAGGCGCGGGUGACCCGCUCGACAACGUGCUCUACUGCAGCGGCUUACGUCGGCUCAGCGUGUGGCCGUGGUUCAAAGCAGUUGCCAGCUUGUUGCUGACCGAGCGUCAAGGUUCCGUUUAUGCGGUUCAAUGCUUCCCUGGGCUUUUGUCGGAAUUCGUUCAGCGGGUCGUCGAUCGUUUGCGUGGGUUCGGGCAUACAGUGCCUGAGGUAGCUACUUACAUGCUGGAGCUUGGGACGUACAUACUUGAGCACGGCUUACUGGAUCGAGUACGCCAGAGGAGUGACAGCGAGUAUGUCGUUGCUACGCUGUGCGCUCGGUAUGCUGUUGCUGCUGGUCACCUUCCUCCUAACGCACUCGCUUCGGUGCAAUGGCAGCUCCAGCUGGGGGAUCCAGACGUGGUGCGGCAACAGGACCUCAUGCGGGCAGAUGCUGUUGCUGUUGCGUUGUACCAGACUAUCGCUCGUCUGCAACAGGAGCAAGCACAACAGCGAGGGCAUCUGCCGAGCGCUGGUGUGCAGCGUACAGUCGCAGGAGGAGGUAGCUCGGGGCAGGCGGGUUUGUGCGGUACGGCUGCGGGGGUCGGCGGAGGCUCCAGGCUAGGGGCCUCGGCUGCGGCUGGCUUGGGCCUCGGUCUUUGGGCGCCGCUGCCUGGUUGGGGCUUGGGCCUAGCGGCUCUGGCGGGGACGGUGGGACUCCCGGUGGGCUUCGGCCUAGCGGCUCCGGUGGGGACGGUGGGACUCCCGGUGGACUUCAGCCUGGCGGCUCCGGCGGGGACGGUGGGACUCCCCGCCGCGGCGCAGCCUGGUUGGGGCUUGGGCCUAGCGGCUCCGGCGGGGACGGUGGGACUCCCGGCGGGCUUCGGCCUGGCGGCUCCGGCCGGCGCGGUGGGAAUUCCCGCAGUGGCGCCAGCAGCGGCAGCAGCAGCGCCGGCGGCAGCAGUGCGAGGGCUGGGAUUGGGGCAUGGGCGUUCCACUGCGCUGCAUGUACAGCAGAACGACCUUUUGGGUGCACCAGCAGCGGCAUCGGCUGCAGCCAGGCAGGCGCGCAGACGUGACAAUGCAGCGUGUAGGCUUCAGCGGAGGCAACUGAUGGCAGCAGCUAGGCAAGCUUGCCAGCGUAAGCGUUCUCGACCUGUGGGUGGGUUGUCUCACGAUGAUUACCUCGAGUCCCUUUCAGGCUGCCUCUGCUUGCCGCUUUUCCGUCACGACAAUCCAGCUGUACCUGAGCUGCCGACGUUCUUAGAGACACAAACGUCUGCUUGGCCAGCUCGGGUGCAGGACUUGCCAGCAGGUGAACAGCCUCCCCAGGUACCGUUUUCGGAGCAGAUAACUUUGGCUUGUGGCCUCGCCGAGUUCGUUCGCGACAACAUGCCAUCACGGGUGUGUGCAGUCUGCAGCGAGUGCAAGUCCGCUUCAGAGGUCCGGGCGCUGCAGUUCAGCGAGAUAGCUGGCGUUGAGCUGCUACGUGCUGACAUGCGGCGGACUGCGGCUGUGCCUCGUUGCGCGCACGUUCUGUAUUGGCGGUGUGUCGAUCGGCGUGAUUGCAAAAACCCGCCGGAUCCUGUACUGCCACGCGGCUACAAGGCCGCUGGUGGUCAGUCGGGCAACGUCGGCGUAGUUGACACAUCCGCUGGCGAGGGCAGCGGCGAGACCAGCAGCGGCCUUGACGACUCUACCGAUGAUCGGCCGUCACGCCGACGAUGCUGCGACAUAGACCGUCCUCCAACGUAUGCGCCACGGGUAGGGGUACGGCUGUGUGACGAUAACCCCGUGGCGGUGGAGGUGCCGUACUGCCCAACCGAACGAUGAACGUUUCAGCGGACGGCGUGGAGCGCUUUACGGUCUGCUCGGAAUGCAUACAGGCCUUACAGGGUGGGCGGAUCCCAGAUGGGGCGCUGGCUCGGUUGGAUCCCGGCGACGUACCCCCUGUAAAUCAGCAUGGUCAUUCGCUCGUACCGCUGACGCAUCUGGAGAGCUUGGUGGUGGGCCUCGCUCGCCCUCACAUGCGGCUGCUCGUUGUGCGGCAGCCGGGUACACCCAGCUGGCGCGCGGUGGAUACCUUGCCAGCGGCGUUGCGUGGGCAUACGCUCGCCUUUCCAAACGACGUGCCCAGCGAGCUCCAGCGUGUUGUGCCAUACGCUCCAGCGGAUCUGCCGUCCUUCAUUCAGGUCGUGCUAAUUGAUGCUGUCAAAGAUCGUGCCGACCUCGAGGCCAAAGUGCGGCAGGCACCAUGCUUGAAGAUGCGGGGCCUGGCUAUCGCUGCAUGGGCGGAGUGGGCCGUUCACGUGAAUCCAAUGGCUCAGGUGGACCACGCUGCACUUCAGCAGUAUCGCGCUCUGGGUGCGGAGCCGACGGUGCCAGAGCCGUUAGUGGCGCACGCGGUGGCUACAGAUGACCCAGACACGGCAGCGGUCAUGCGCGCUGCAUUUGAAGGGGAUCGUGCCGGCAAUGCUCGGGUGCGGCAGCAGCAGGAUGAUGUGGAAGCGGCGACGGAGGGCGCGAAUGCAGCAGGUGGUCGAUCGCCUGGUCCGGAUGCUGGUCAGGAGCCAGCGCCGUCUGGUCGUACGCCAAAUAUCCCGGUGACAGGCGUCUUCGCUCGGCCGUCGCCCAUGGCGGCCGCACUAGCCGUGCCGGGCGGUACAGCUGGUGUCGUUGUGUCGCCUGCAGCCGCACUGCAGCCAGACGGAUACAUCGGACCUGGAGUACACAUGCUGGGGCUGGAUGACGUCGAGGUGCACCAUGGGGACGCAUACUCUACUUCCGACCCUUUAGAUGAUAGUACGGACCCGUCAGCUAUCUUGCAGCGCCUUCAGCAAGGUGGCGUGGUGGUUAGUGCAGCCGGUGGGCGUGGCGUACAGCCCAUGGACGAGUAUGACCCGGCAUUCCUCUCCUCGUGCCACCUUGACGCAUUCCCGUUUGGCGCUGACGGUUGGCGUCCGGACGGCAUGUCUACAGAACGGUAUGCGCAGCAUCUCGUCCGGCGAGCGCCACGGGAGCAGUUCGCUGGAAAUGCUACGUUUUUGAGUCACAUAUUUGACAUUAUCCAGAAGCAGCGCACCAACUGCCUGGCGUACGUGGUCGCGCAGAUGACGCCAAGCACGCUGCACGCAUUCGAGCAGUUCCCUGAUGACGUCCUACGAGACGUGGCUACUGUCCUCGCCGCCAGAAGCAAUGACGCUGCCAGGCAGCGCGUGGUUGCCCAGUUUGGGCAGCCCAUCCGUGACAUUGCGAAUGGUAUCCGGCGGGUUGCAGCCAAAGUUGACUUAACCGACGCGUACUACCAACACGCGCACAGCCUGACAAAAGCCGCUGACAACAUGGUCGGCCCGCCCAGCAUGUUCUACAACAUCAACCCUGCGGACAUGUACAGCGGCGUGGUAGCAGUGGCAGCUGGUGAGGUGGUGGAAUAUGACCAGCAGACCGGCCGCCCAGUCGAUGUCCCGAAUGUCGUUCAGCGGUGGCGCCAUGUAGCGGCGAACCCUUUUGCUUGCGCGGAACUGCUGCGGGUUAUGAGGCUUGCGCUAGACAAGUACAUGUUCGGUUACGAGCCGGGCGCCACGCAGCAGUCCAACCCGCACUGCUUCAUGGGCAGAACGCUGUACCAUAUCAGCAAGGUGAAGCAGAGCGGCCGCAUGGCGCUGCAUGUGCACGGCGGCGCCCUGGUUGCUACCUUCGCAGUCGAGCGCCUGCAGCAGCUCUUCGAUGGGCCCAACUGCAAGGCGCUCGCGUUAGCUUAUGCGGUGCUGAACAUGUGGCUACCGUCGCCGUACCAUUCGCCCCGCACCCCCCAUCCGUUUGCCACGCCGUCGGGCCAAUCCCAAGCGGCCCCAGCUCAGGAUCCGCAAGUGCCGCCUGCUGCGUACGACUUCUUGACCAUUGCGAACACUCACGGUGGCCAGCGGGACGAGACGGAGCGCCAAGCGGCUUGCGCGGAGCAUUUGGUGCGUGUCGUAGAAAGCACCCAGCAACAUGACCACAGCUCCACGUGCCAGCGCCAUGGCUGCAGCGGGAAGGACGGCGAUUGCGGCAUGAUGUUCCCCCGGAUCAUACGCCUGCUCAUGCGCUGGAUAGGUACGGCGGGCAUGUUCCUUUUGCCGCGGCUGGGCGCCACCGUGGUACCUUCCACGCCAGGCGUGGCGAUGGCGACAGGGUGCAACCACCUGAUGAGCCUAGCGUGCGAGGUUGACCACGACUACACGGCUGACGUCCAUCAGCAGCUCAGCACAGCGGACGGCACGUCGGCUGCCUGCCCGCUGGGGUCUGCAGAUGAUCAUGCACGUGAUGCAGCCGGAUACGCCACCAAGUACGUCACCAAGCCGCAGCCAACCGGAGCCAGCGAACAGCUGCUACGCGCCGCCUGCAGGCUUGAGGAGCGUCACGAGCAGGUACCGCACGCACCGCACAUUGGCACUACCAGGGAAGCACUCCACAAUUUGCGGGUGGCGCUAAACGUCAGCACCGGUAUGCAUGCCACCGGGCAGGCUAUGAUGGCGUACGUCUUGGCCGGUCACAGCACGUUUAAUGCGUCUUUCCAGACCGCGCCCCUGGUGUUUGGGCCCAUUCUAGGGCACGCACUGGAUGGUGCCGCCCACAGCGAGCACACCGCUCACGUGCUCGUCGCAGAUGAGCAGCAGCACUCGUACCGUGGCGUCUCGGACCUAACCGAUUACCUGCUUCGGGACUCGGGGAUGGACGCUCCAUAUUGGAGCCCCUUCUUCGUGCGUGCCAUGUUCGAGCGGCGGCGGCUGCCGGCCUCCAAGCAGCAAGAAUCAACCGGGGCCACUACGAACGCCCCCGCAGACGGCGCCAGCGGCGCGCAUGGGACUACUGUUUCUGGUGCUGCGGACUCCAGUCCGCCCGGCAAGUACGCGCGGUUCUCGUUUCACCACCCCAUGCAUGCGUCGCACGCACUGGUUCGACGGCCACGUCCAGUUUACGUCCAAUUCGUGGGCGCGCUUCCCGUGCGACCAGAGAGCGACAGUGCUGAUCCUGACGCAGCGUCUCGCUGGUACGCUUUCGUGCUCGGCGUCUUUUCCGCAUACCGUACGCCGCCCAGGGGCAACCACGCCACGCUGAGCGCGGCGUACGACCACUGGUGGAAUGUCACCUUGGCGGAUCCGCGCUGGGCUACGUAUAAGAAGGCCGUGCAGCGCAUCCUGGGCAACAUCGCGGCCAGCCAUGCCAGCAAGCAACGUGCCGUUCAGCGGUACAACCUGUGCAGGGCUGAGCUGGCCCAGCGGGGCGACGACCCGGAUGUGGAAGGCCCGCCAGAUGAGCACGAUGGUUCAGAGCUGCUCCCCAUCGGUUUGAACACGGUGCCCGAGGACGGUAUGGACGCCGUUGCAGCUGCAGCUGCGCAAGCGGCAGAUGCACUCCCGGACGUGGACGCUAUGGCUGGUUUCGACAUGACUAAACCGGAGGGCAGGUAUGCGUACGACGCUGUAACCCGCUGUAGUGACGUGCACCUUCCAAAUGGCCAUGGUGCGGACGCGGUGUCCUUUGUUCGGCGAGCCACCCCAGAAGACGGCCCCAUGCUGCGCGCCGCCGAACAGCGCCUCAAACAGUUUGUGCUGAGCGAUGCUGAAGUAGCUCCUGCAGCAAACAGCGACAGCCACCAACGGCUGCACGUUGCCGGCGGCCAUCAUGGCGACCCCGUCCGUGCGUGGGUCACCACAAUCGAUUCCAUCACCGGAGCCAGCACGGACAUUCACCUGCGCCCUGGAACCGCGCCGCCGUACGUACACAUGGCGACGCCGCCUACACCCGAGCAGACGAUCCAGCUCUUCACGCUGUCAGCAGAACAGGGCGUAGCGUUCUUGCGACGUUUUGCUUUGCGGCGUAACGGUAACGUCCACUAGAUAACGACCUGCUGUACUUUUAGCAUGAUAGAUCCGACGGCUGGUUGCACGGCACUGGGUUUGGUUGGUGUCCGUUUUGCUGGGGGUUACACUGCUGGUCACAUGCCACUAACUAGACUGUUUGGCACCAUACCAAGCUGUUCAGUUGUUGUUGACUUGUUGCCAGUUGCCAAAAGACUGGCGACAAUUGAACCAGGUUGUACGCUUGGCAGAGAAUACCUGCCGGCCGAUUGUACGGAGAUUGACUCCUUGUAGCAGCAACAUACCGCCCAUACAUUUGUCGCCUCCUCCCGUUCCACACCACAUACCCAACCUAACUUUCAGCUUACAUAACUCGCUUCCCUUGCCGAGCUACGGGUCGCUCCCGCCGAAGGCGGGCCUUACUUGUCAUCAAGUUUCCUUUUACUAAGCGUUCACGUCGAAGGGCAAGACAUGGCGCAAGUUUGGCAGUUG
Astrephomene gubernaculifera is the source of this 6647-nucleotide messenger RNA. Lineage: Eukaryota; Viridiplantae; Chlorophyta; Chlorophyceae; Chlamydomonadales; Astrephomenaceae. The record is from the annotation of a GenBank genome assembly.